Messenger RNA from Opisthorchis viverrini, 1525 nucleotides. RefSeq lists its product as hypothetical. The record is from RefSeq and is a predicted model, not a curated record. Gene Ontology annotation, biological process: phospholipid homeostasis; plasma membrane organization; regulation of membrane lipid distribution. Gene Ontology annotation, cellular component: plasma membrane. NCBI's taxonomy places the organism in Eukaryota, Metazoa, Platyhelminthes, Trematoda, Opisthorchiida, Opisthorchiidae. Bases 1 to 813 code for a protein of 270 amino acids. The transcript is spliced from 4 exons.
AUGUCCCUCUCGAUUGCCUUCUUCAAAAGCCUUGACCAAGCUCUCCAGGGCUACUCUCCUCCGCCGGAAGUCGCCCGUAAAGGUCCAGAUAGUGUGUGGAAAUGGCGUAAUAUGAUGGUUUCUUGGGUCCACGCGCUCCUCGUUGGUACAUGGGAUAUUUUAUGCUUUUACUACUAUCCUUCUUUGAUGAACGAUUUGGUGGAGCACGUAGUUCCAUUCACCUAUUACAUGGUAGCAAUUUCCACUGGUUAUUUCCUGUUCGAUUUUUGGGAUAUGUAUAAACAACGGAAGGUUUUCAAGCUCUUGGAGUUAUCGUUACAUCAUUUUGCGGUUCUCAGUGCCUUCAUCUACAACCUCCUCACGGUGAGGUUCAUCGGUUACACCGUGGUUGCCCUGCUGGCCGAGGUGAACAGCAUAUUCCUACACACUCGAAAACUGAUGCAAAUGCACCGAGUUUCGUUCACCAACCCUAUGUACCGACUUAACGCCGUGCUAAACCUGAUCACAUUCGCGGGCUGUCGUGGUUACUGUCUGUUCCGAAUCACCUACGGGAUGUACAUGGAGCCACAUCGCAUGUCUCCGUUCUACCUGGUUCUCUUGUGUUUCAGUAUGGGCAUCAUGAAUAUACUCAACCCGAUCCUGUUCUGGAUUCUGUUCCGCAACGAUUUCCUACGACCUCCGCCACCGCCCGCCGAGCGCCAUGCUGACAAAACCAGCUCAAAUGGGAAGCCAGCUCUUGUGAACAGUUGCCCUCCUUUGUGUUUUGGUCCACUAAGUUCAAAAAUCAAUGACAACGAGCUCAUUCUGUCAUGACCCGAUCUGAUCACCUAUCUGUUUUUCUUCAACUUCACAGGACUCUGCAGUAACCAGUUGCUCCAUGGCAUAACUAUGGAUUCUCUCUCUCUCUGGUGACGAUGAUCGAUGACCUCUUUAUCCUUAUUUUUCUCCUUUUUCCUGCCUAUGAUGUACAGAUGCUGGUGACGAAUUUCCCGAUGACUGUCUCUCACUCACUCCAUCGUGUUUUAAAAGUGCUUUCUUCCUCUAUGCGCAGAUUUUCUUCUGGUAUCAACAACGCCUUAUUUAUACACACACCGAUUUGAUUUUGACGAUAACGGUCUUGUGAUAAACACACUGCGUCCUACUCUUUCUCUUCCCGUCGUGUAAUGUGCCAGUACUCGUUUCUUUUGGUCUUCCUGGCUCGGUUUCUAGGCACAACACAGUAUAGCUUGACCUCACGGUUUCACUUUCCAACCGCUAACCAGUUCCCCUAUAGUCCUCCGCAUUUCCCCCUGUAUUGAUCAUGUAUCAACUAUGCUUCAUCAUGACAUGUGUGCUUUUUCUCAUGUUUCACAAAUAUGCCAGCAAUCUCCCUCCUUUAUCCCCCUAACCAUAGGGCGUAUCUUCUCUUUGUCUAUCCACUCGCUGCGGUUUUGGUGCUUUCGUGAUGCUUUACUUGCCACGGUCGUUAUUUUUCUUGUUCUCGCCACUUUUUUGUACAGCUUGAUGGAUAAACAAGACGGUCCAG